AUGGAAGAAGGCCCAAUUCAUUAUCUAAGGAUCGAUGUCGAUGUUGUUGAUAUGUCUUCCGAACCACCUACCGUGGAAUCGCCUGUCAAAGCUUGCGAAAAGAAGGACGGGGGAUCUUCUGUGUGUGUGAUAUGUUUGGACCCUCCUGUUGAAGGAGCUUGUGCCCCAUGUGGCCACAUGGCUGGAUGUAUGUCUUGUUUGAAGGAGGUCAAGAAUAAGAAAUGGGGCUGCCCUAUGUGCCGCACCAAGAUCGAUCAGGUUGUAAGGCUCUACGCUGUUUGA
Messenger RNA from Linum tenue, 282 nucleotides. The record is from the annotation of a GenBank genome assembly. NCBI's taxonomy places the organism in Eukaryota, Viridiplantae, Streptophyta, Magnoliopsida, Malpighiales, Linaceae.